Messenger RNA from Trichoderma atroviride IMI 206040, 1851 nucleotides. RefSeq lists its product as uncharacterized. Gene Ontology annotation, biological process: NAD+ biosynthetic process. The record is from RefSeq and is a predicted model, not a curated record. NCBI's taxonomy places the organism in Eukaryota, Fungi, Ascomycota, Sordariomycetes, Hypocreales, Hypocreaceae. Gene Ontology annotation, molecular function: nicotinate-nucleotide adenylyltransferase activity; nicotinamide-nucleotide adenylyltransferase activity.
UGGAGUUGCUACAUAACAAGCGUCGUCUCUCGUUCUCCUCGUCUCCUCGCUCCGGCACUCUCGCCAACCACUCCCGCAACCACGACAGCAACCCUCUCUCUUUGAAUCCGGCAACCAUGGGUGGCCUCCCAGCAGACAGUUUCGCCUCGUCGGUUCCGCGCACAGCGGUUCACCCGACCGGCACGCCGACGCCUCCUCCCGAGGCCAUGUCCGAGCCGUAUCAUGGAUAUUCGUUUCCCCACGACAGGCUGAAGCGCCGCCUGACACGGGCGAACAAGACGCCGCUGGUCCUUGUCUCGUGCGGCAGCUUUUCGCCGCCAACCUCGCUGCACAUGUCCAUGUUUUCGGUUGCCGGGAGUUAUGUAGACCACACCGGCUAUGAACUGGUCGGCAGCUACAUGAGCCCGUGCAGCGAUACGUACGGCAAGAGUUCGCUGGUCCCGGCGCACCAUCGCAUCAACAUGUGCCGACUUGCUAUUGAGCAAACCAACAGCAACGCCAUGAUCGACGACUGGGAGACUUUGCGCCGGGAUGAAGACGGCCAUCCCGUCUACACCCGCACCGCCGACGUCCUCAAGCGACUCGACGAGCAGCUAAACGAUGUCCUCGGCGGCAUCCAGACCGUUGAUGGCACGUUUGUAAGAGCUCGAGUGAUGCUGCUGAUCGGCGCCGACUUGGCCCUCACCAUGAGCGACCCCAAGGUGUGGGCGCCCGCCGACAUUGACGUGCUCUUGGGCUACUAUGGCGCCUUUAUUGUCGAGAGGCCUGCCCUCUGCGAUAUCCGGGAGGCCAUCCAGCCGCUGAAGAAAUACAACGACAACAUCAUGGUGGUGCCGUCCUUCCAGAACGACGUCUCGUCGACCAAGGCCCGCGCCCAGAUCCGCAACGGCGAGGUCGCACAGGACCUCCCUCGAUCAGUGUACGAUUACAUCAAGCUGCAUCACUUGUACCAGAGUGCGCCGCCCAAGGAGAGGCGUUCCAUUGACAAGACGGGAAAAUCCGAUCUGGACAUGGUAGCACCGCGUUUGCCUGUCGCAACGCACAGGUGACACCAGUGAUGCCUUGAACAAUAUUGUGACAUUAUCGCAUAACAUCAGAGCGUUGAGGCAGCGUGCUCAUCCAUAAACUGGAUGCAGCAAGUAUACCCGCUGAGGCCUUGUACCAUUUUCACUAGCGCCAGUCAAGCGAUGAUAGAUGCUAGAUCGCAGUAUCAUAUUACAUCUUUUCUUUUUGUUUCUUUUUUUUCGUCAAGGGUAUCUUGGAGUUUGGAUUUAUUCUUUUUGUACUUUUGAUAUCACGCAGGCAUUUUAUGAGCUAUGCCAGUGCUCUGCUUGCCAUGUGUUUGGGCCGCAAUCCUCUUAUCAUCAAAGGGAAUGGGCAGCCGCAUUGGCAUCAUCAUCCACCUAGAUGGAUUGCAUUUUACAAAGAGCUACGAGGUGGAAUCGGAACGAGGCUCAAUAAUGAAGUUGAUGGAAAUGGGCUUUUGGGUAGACGCUUUGACAUGAAUACAGAUAGCAAAACAGCCAUGGAAGGGAUCACGCGACAGGGUUGAUGACUAGAAAGAUUUCGGACAUCUGCGAAAAGAGCGAGAUAAACGGACAUGAGGGAACGCUAUUAUUUUAGAGUUUUCGAGACUGAUGCGAUUCUUGGGAGGGACGCUUUCAUGAUUUUAGGCUUAGAAGCUGCAUGUUUUCUUUUUUUCUGUCUGUAGCCAUGAAACUGGGCUGGGCGUCUCGUCUCGUAUCGCCCUUUGCCCGUGUACUAGUAGUACUACGUCACUAAAAGACUACGGGCCAAGGGAAUGUCGGAUAUACGGAUUGCCCAAGCAAAGCCUCUACUGAUCUCUCUUUC